Molecule: messenger RNA, 378 nt
Organism: Clonostachys byssicola
Lineage: Eukaryota; Fungi; Ascomycota; Sordariomycetes; Hypocreales; Bionectriaceae
Source: the annotation of a GenBank genome assembly
AUGGCGGCUUGGGAAGUCACAGGUACUGUUGCGAUCGUGACCGGCGCCAGGUCAGAUUGCGCCCCUAAGCCGAGAAGACGCUCAAUAAGUACCGGAGCCCGGCUAAGGGUGCUGGCCCAUUCGCCAUCUUCCACCAGACUAGCCUCUGCAACUGGUCUCAUAUCAACUAACAAGACGUAUGCCGUGAACACAAUUGCGCCUGCCAGGCUGGCCCAGAUUGCCAUUGAGUACUGGCUGCGGCCUGAGAAUCGCGAGCGCGGGAAACAUUCUCUGGGUGGCAAGCAUGGCAGGACAUAUCCACGGACUCCCCUCCCCCUUUUAUUAUUCGAGCAAGGCAGCGGUCGUGAGCAUGUGCAAAUCUCUGGGGUCGCCGAAUAG